Molecule: messenger RNA, 1485 nt
Organism: Naegleria gruberi
Lineage: Eukaryota; Heterolobosea; Eutetramitea; Acrasida; Naegleriidae
Exons: 2
Coding region: 1-1485 (494 amino acids)
Source: RefSeq, a predicted model, not a curated record
AUGAAAAAAAGUCUUGCUCUCAUUCGUCGUGCCGCUCUCUCCUCUCAAAAACAACAAGUUUCUGCCUUUAGAGGUGUCGGUGCCACACACAUUCCUUGUUUGACCCAACAAGUGAGAGUAAUGAAUAAUAUUUAUCAACAAUCACGUUUCUUUUCUCAACAUCAAAUAUUCUCCGAAGCAGAGCAGAAACAAGAAACUCCAUCAGCAACAACACCAGCUGCUGAGGGACAUCACUUAUUAAUUGAUUUGGAUGCUAUUCGUUCAACACCAACUGAAGAGAGUUAUCUUGAACAUGUUAGCAAGAUUAUUCAGGAUGGAAAUAGUUUAAUUCAAAAAUUGGAAGGUUCUGCUAGUAAAUUUAAUAUGAAAGGAGAUGAAACACCAUUGACCAAGAUUGCCGGUCAUUCAAUUCCAAAGGAAAUCUGGGAUAUUGUUAAUGCUCUCCUUCAAAGAACAUUUUUAUAUGUUCACAUCUUUUCAAAUGUUGAGAAUGCAAAGAGUGACUUGGAAAAGUUAAAAACCAUGUAUGAAAGAUUAAAUUUGAUUGUCAUUGUCAAUAGUCAACAUGAUGCCAAGAAGGAAAAUGAUGAAACUGAAACUGAAUAUGAAAUGGUUCAACGUUUACAACACACUAUCAAGUUGAUUGAAAAGGAAAAUGAAGUUUAUGAAAUUACAAAUACUCUCAUGGAUUUACAAAGACGUAGUAUGGAAAUUGUUCAACCUACUGAAUUUGAACCAUCAAGCAAUCCUUUGGAAAAUCAAAUUUUGGAAGAAGCUUACAAAAAGCAAGACGCAUCUUUGGAAAAUCCAGGAAUUGAAGAAAUUAGAAUCAAGGUUUUGGAAUUAUUGGAACGUCGUUAUCAUAUUUAUACCGAGUUUGGAAAUGCUAAGGAGGCCCACACUGAUUUGUGUAAUGCUAUUGAACUUUUGGAAGAAGACAUUUUAAAGUUGGAACAAAUUGAAGGAGUUGAUCCUGAAAGAUUGGAAAAGAGAAAAUUAUGGGUUGCUCGUCUCCUUGUUGAUCGUGCUGAAUUGUACUUUACCUUCUUGCACUCACUCUACCAAGGACCUCAAAUUGAGGAAUCUCUCGACAAGUCAUUGACUCAAAAACAAAGAGCUGAAAUUGUUCUCGAAGAUAUUCACAGUAAGAUUACUCAAUUGGCCGAUAUGCUUGGUAUUGAAGAUGAAGAUUUGAAGAAUCCAUCUCAAUCAGCCUCCAAGAAUGUUUCCAUUGUAAAGGCAACCAAAUAUCAAGUUGAAGCUGACAAUAGAAUGAAGAGUGAUCUCCAAGGUGCCAUCAAACAUGAUCCAAAGAUUUCUGAACAUCACACCUCCUUCGCUACCAUCCAAGAUUUCAUGAAAGAAAUUGGAGAUAAGAGAAAGAGAGCUGGUUUCAUUUUGAGAUUUAUCAUCAUCUUCUUUAUCAUUUUUACUGUGGGUAAUAUUGUUUACAUGAAGAGUAAGUCUGAUUCUGAAAAGAAAUAA